Messenger RNA from Culicoides brevitarsis, 1464 nucleotides. RefSeq names its product cysteine desulfurase, mitochondrial (gene Nfs1). Gene Ontology annotation, biological process: [2Fe-2S] cluster assembly. The record is from RefSeq and is a predicted model, not a curated record. The coding region runs from base 43 to 1398 and encodes 451 amino acids. Lineage: Eukaryota; Metazoa; Arthropoda; Insecta; Diptera; Ceratopogonidae. Gene Ontology annotation, cellular component: cytosol; nucleus; mitochondrion. Gene Ontology annotation, molecular function: cysteine desulfurase activity; pyridoxal phosphate binding. The transcript has 2 exons.
CAACAUUCACGACUGUAAAUCAUCAAAAUAAUCAAAAAUAAAAUGUUGAAAAUAUCGAAAUUGCUUAAAAAUGGUCUCCAAAUCGCAAAAAGUCCUUCAGUUGCACGACAAAGUCAAAGUUGCGUCGUAUUAAUAACACGAAAGUACUCAAAAGAUAACAAAUUCAGUAUCAAAGAUGAAAAAUUCGAAGGACGUCCUUUGUAUUUGGAUGCACAAGCGACAACGCCCAUGGAUCCGCGCGUUUUAGACGCAAUGUUGCCCUAUCUCACGAGUUAUUACGGCAAUCCGCAUUCCCGAACACACGCCUAUGGCUGGGAAUCCGAACAAGCGAUGGAAAAAGCAAGAUCACAAGUGGCCGGCAUCAUUGGCGCCGAUCCAAAAGAAAUUAUUUUCACGUCAGGUGCCACGGAAUCAAACAAUAUUUCGGUUAAAGGUGUUGCUAGGUUCUACAAAGAGAAGAAAAAUCACGUUAUCACGCUGCAAACGGAGCAUAAAUGUGUUUUGGAUUCAUGUCGAGCUCUGGAAGGCGAGGGAUUUGACGUUACUUACUUGCCAGUGAAGCAAAAUGGAAUUGUCGACUUGAACGAAUUGGAGAAAGCGAUCACCCCGAAGACGUCUUUGGUCUCUGUGAUGGCUGUCAACAACGAAAUUGGCGUAAAACAACCACUUUCGGACAUUGGGAAGAUGUGUCGUGCUAAAAAGGUGUUUUUUCAUACAGAUGCCGCUCAAGCAGUCGGAAAAAUUCCUUUGAACGUGAAUGAGAUGAAUAUCGAUUUAAUGUCGAUUUCCGGGCAUAAAAUUUAUGGACCCAAAGGUGUGGGGGCACUUUUUGUUCGUCGUCGCCCCCGCGUUCGUGUCGAAGCAAUUCAAAGUGGCGGCGGACAAGAACGCGGAAUUCGUUCGGGAACUGUUCCCACACCCCUUGUCGUUGGUUUAGGUGCCGCUUGUGAAAUUGCGCAGCAAGAAAUGGCUUACGAUCAUGCCUGGAUGGAAUUUUUAUCGAAAAGACUCAUUGAUAAAAUCAUGACAGCCCUUCCGCAGGUCAUUCGGAACGGAGAUCCCGAACAAUCGUAUCCGGGUUGCGUGAAUUUGUCGUUUGCCUUUGUCGAGGGAGAGUCGUUGUUGAUGGCAUUGAAGGAUAUUGCCUUAAGUAGUGGUUCAGCAUGCACCUCAGCAUCGUUAGAACCGUCUUACGUACUUCGGGCUAUCGGAACAGAAGAAGAUCUCGCACAUAGUUCCAUCCGUUUCGGGCUCGGACGAUUCACGACAGUCGAAGAAGUGGAUUAUACGGCAGAGAAAUGCAUCAAACAUGUGCAAAGACUGAGAGAAAUGUCACCGUUGUGGGAGAUGGUGCAAGAGGGCAUCGAUCUGAAAUCCAUAAAAUGGUCUCAACAUUAAAUUUUUUGUUACGUAGUAUGUAUACGAGGGGCUUUGAAUAAAAAAAUAAUUUUUUUUUGACAAAAA